Molecule: messenger RNA, 753 nt
Organism: Panicum virgatum (switchgrass)
Lineage: Eukaryota; Viridiplantae; Streptophyta; Magnoliopsida; Poales; Poaceae
Product: proline-rich antigen-like
Exons: 1
Coding region: 71-517 (148 amino acids)
Source: RefSeq, a predicted model, not a curated record
AAAGAUACCAUCAAGUUCAGGCACCCGGCACCUCUCUCUCUAGAUCUCUCUCUCUCAUGCACACAGCGCCAUGUCCAGACCUUUCCUGGCCACCGUCCUCCUCGGCCUGAUCACCGUGCUCAUCAGCAGCACGGCGUCGGCGGACACGCCGCCGGACUGCCCGUACCCGUGCCUGCCGCCGCCAUCCUCUGGAGGAGCCAUCAAUAGCUACCCGCCGCCGCAACCGUCAACAGGCGGCUUCGGCGGCAGCUACCCGCCGCCUCCGCCGGGGAGCUACCAGCUGACUCCGCCGGGGGUGAUGCCGGGCUUCUCCCCGCCGUACAGUGGAUUCCCGUCCGGGCCGGCCCCGCCGCCGCCGAACCCGGUCCUGCCGUGGUUCCCGUGGUACUACCAGCACACCAACCCGAUCGCGGGGACGUCGUCGGCGUCCUCACCGGCCAUGGAUGGGAGGUCGAGGAUCACGGUUGGCGUGCUGCUCCCUCUGUCCUUACUCGUUCUUCUACUUCCUGUACUGUAGAGAGUAUCUGUCGGUGGGCAAGUCCAUUCCUAUACGAGCUAGUUUAGGUGGUUUAUUUUGUUGUUUUAAUUUGUACAAGUGCUUGAAUUAUAUAUAGAGAAUAUAUAAAUCAUUCUGUCAGAUAUAGUUAUUUAUUAAUUGCAGUAUUUUUUGUUUGUGUCUCCUCACAUCCUUCCUUAAAUUUGUUUGUAUAGAUGGAGCAAACAUAUCUAUAUUGUUGGCUUGUUCAGACUUCA